Messenger RNA from Neurospora crassa OR74A, 914 nucleotides. Its product is annotated as DUF866 domain-containing protein. The record is from RefSeq and is a predicted model, not a curated record. Gene Ontology annotation, molecular function: zinc ion binding. NCBI's taxonomy places the organism in Eukaryota, Fungi, Ascomycota, Sordariomycetes, Sordariales, Sordariaceae. The coding region runs from base 115 to 597 and encodes 160 amino acids. The transcript is spliced from 4 exons.
CCCAAUCAGGCAGAGUCUAGAACAACAGGUCACUGAAGAAUAUCACCUUCUCGAAAACAUCAAUAUAAACCGCAAACAAGUCCCAAAAUAAUCACAUAUCUCACAACAGCCAAGAUGUUUGCGCUUUACCUUACUGCUGACCUUGCUGGAGUCACCAACCUCCGCCCUGACGACAGCGAGGGUAACCCGUUCUGGUACACCUUCAAGGUUCAGUGCACCUCCUGCAGGGAGGUCCAUGACAAGCCCGUUGGCGUGAGCCGCUUUGAAAACAACGAGAUGAGCGGCAGCCGUGGUGAGGCCAACUUUGUGUGGAAGUGCAAAAACUGCAAGAGAGAGUCGUCAGCUUCCAUCAAGGCUGCCCCCACCGCUUAUGAGCAGACGGAACCUGCCAAGAAGCAAAAGCUUCUCGAGUUUGACUGUAGAGGACUGGAGUUUGUUGAGUUCCAGCCUGAGGGCUCUUGGCUUGCCGAAGGCGUCGACUCCAACACCAAGUUCGCCGACAUUGACCUGACCGAGGGAGAAUGGUUCGAUUAUGAUGAGAAGGCCAACGAUGAAGUUAGCAUCAAGGAGCUCAAGUGGGAGAUCAACCGGGCUUAAAUCUGUAAACUCCCUCUCCAAGCAUUUCUUGACAAUCUCCAGUCUAACCCUAACCCUCGAUUCGCAAGCUCCUUCGUGAUGAACUGUUGAUGCGAUGUUGUUGAGAAAACGGGAAUGAAGGCGGCAGGUGUCAGGGGAAAAAGUGACAUUGAAGGGGCUGCUUGUGUCUUGAUAUUCCCCUUGGCUUGAGUCCCUUGAUGGGUAGAUCGAUAUUGGUCUUUACCAAAAGGCGAACGUUCGAUAAACCGGUUGGCCCGUGCACCAGCCUUCGUUUCACGCCGUAAAAAUCCAAUUGAAUAAUCUGAGUUGCCUCUCUC